Messenger RNA from Linum tenue, 747 nucleotides. Lineage: Eukaryota; Viridiplantae; Streptophyta; Magnoliopsida; Malpighiales; Linaceae. The record is from the annotation of a GenBank genome assembly.
CAUUGUUUCCUCUUAUCGUUCUCAUUUAUUCAUCGUGAAUACCUAUCUGCCUUUUUCCCAUACGAGAUAUUGGAGACGCGUUAAAGUCGAAGGUAUUGGUGGUCUGAGGUUUGAGAAAUUUUACAAUGCUAUAUAGUAUUGGUGAUAAUAUAGGGUUUUGCUUUUAUGGUAUAACUUAAAAUUGUACAUUUACAUUAUGGUACAACUUUAUAUUGUAACUAUACUUUUUGUACAAAUUCUUUUAUGGUACAACUUGAACUUGUUGUACUUUUAUGUGAUGGUACAACUUCAACAUACAAAUUGCUUUAUGAUACAACCUAAACUUAUACAUUUAAUGUUAUGGUACAUUAAAGCACCAAUACUAUAUAACAUAGUAGAAGUGCUCCUCGGUUGGUCGCCUGAAUGCAGCAAAAGGAACAGGGAAUCUCGGGGAUGGAUCGUUCUCCCAUUCUUCUGCUCAAGGAUUUGUCCGACCAAAAGAUGAGGUGUUGGAGAUGGAUUCAAAAGAUAAUUGUUUAACGGCUAAUCAACUAAAUAAUAUCUGAUUCAAGCUCCAAAGAACUGUUGCUGGGAAGAUAGUGCGCUGCUGGUGUGAAUUUGUACCGAGUUUGUGUGCAAAUGUUAUCCAAAUUGUACCUAUAACAGUCUUAUGUACUAUUUAUAUGGCUUCUCAAUUGGCUUGUGACCUUUUGUUUUAUGGUUGCAUGGAUUAUGUGUUGAAAAUGUAAAUGUGCAGAGUAAGGUCCC